Candida tropicalis MYA-3404 is the source of this 1689-nucleotide messenger RNA. RefSeq names its product NRAMP family metal ion transporter. Gene Ontology annotation, biological process: intracellular manganese ion homeostasis; iron ion transport. The transcript has a single exon. NCBI's taxonomy places the organism in Eukaryota, Fungi, Ascomycota, Pichiomycetes, Serinales, Debaryomycetaceae. Gene Ontology annotation, molecular function: cadmium ion transmembrane transporter activity; manganese ion transmembrane transporter activity. Bases 1 to 1689 code for a protein of 562 amino acids. The record is from RefSeq and is a predicted model, not a curated record. Gene Ontology annotation, cellular component: plasma membrane.
AUGAGUAACUCAUCAAUUACAAGCAAAGAAGAAAUAUCCAAAUCCUUAUCGAAAGAAGCAAAAUGUCCAACAGCUUCAACACGGACGGUAUCUUCAACAUCUUUUUCUUCUUCAAAUCAUGAUAUUAUUGAUCCACCUUAUGAAUCUAAAUUUGCUGAAAUGCGACAUAAAUCAAAAGUUGUACUUAAACGAUUUGGUUCAUUUAUUGGUCCUGGUUUGUUGGUUAGUGUUGCUUAUAUGGAUCCAGGUAAUUAUGCUACAUGUAUCACUGCUGGUGCUUCAAAUAAAUACUCUUUAUUAUUCAUUGUGUUUUUAUCCAAUUUAAUUGCUAUUUUCUUACAAACCUUGUGUAUUAAAUUAGGUUCUGUGACUGGAUAUGAUUUAGCAAGAUCAUGUCGUGAAUUCUUACCUAAAUAUUUGAAUUGGGCAUUAUGGGUAUUGGCAGAAUGUGCUAUUAUUGCCACAGAUGUCGCCGAAGUUAUUGGUUCUGCAAUUGCUUUGAAUAUUUUAUUAAAGAUUCCAUUGCCAGAAGGUGUUGUUAUUACUAUUGUUGAUGUUAUUUUUGUUUUAAUUGCAUAUCGUGCCGAUACUUCAAGUUUAAAAUUGGUCAAAAUUUUUGAAUAUUCAAUUGGUGUUUUAGUCAUGAUUGUUGUUGUAUGUUUUGCAGUUGAAUUGGGUGAAAUUCAUGCUAAUGCUAGAGAAGUUUUCCGUGGAUUUGUACCAUCCAAAGAAAUGUUUCAUGGAAAUGGUAUGACUAUUGCUACUUCAAUUAUUGGUUCAACAGUUAUGAUCCAUUCCUUGUUUGUUGGUUCUGGUUUAGUGCAACCUAGAAUUAGAGCCUAUGAUGUUAAACAUGGUUAUGUCAAUUUGGAUGAAGUACACGCAGAAUAUGAACAAUCCGUACAUGACGAAGUAACUUUAGCUGAUUCAGUUUCUGAUGAUGAAAAGAAAAAGAAAUCCUCCACUAAAGUAUCAACAUAUGAAAAAGAAGCUGAUUUCUUUGCUAAUAAAUACAAACCAUCCUAUCCAGCUAUCAAAUAUAAUAUGAAAUACUCCAUUGCUGAAUUGUUGCUUACAUUGUUCACAUUAGCUAUAUUUGUCAAUGCUGCAAUUUUGAUUGUUGCCGGUGCUACUUUGUACGGUACUGAAGAAGCUAUUGAUGCUGAUUUGUAUACCAUUCAUGAUUUAUUACAAAAACUUGUCGCUCCUGCAGUUGGUACUGUUUUUAUGAUUGCAUUAUUGGCUAGUGGUCAAAGUGCAGGUAUCGUUUGUACCAUUGCUGGUCAAUUCGUUAGUGAAGGUCAUAUUAAUUGGAAAUUAAAACCUUGGUUAAGAAGAUUAGUUACUAGAGGUAUUUCUAUUAUCCCAUGUUUGUUCAUAUCUGUUUUCAUUGGUAGAAAUGGGUUAGGUGUUGCUUUAAAUAUCUCACAAAUUAUCAUUUCUAUUUUGUUACCCCCAUUAACUGCACCAUUGAUCUAUUUCACAGCUAGUAAGAAAAUUAUGAGAGUUGAAUUGCAAGAUGACGAAAUUGUUGAUGGAAUGGAAAUUGACGAGACCACUGGUAAGAAAUACAAAUAUAUGGUAAAUCAUUGGAUUGUUACUCUUGUUGCACUUGUUAUUUGGGUAUUUGUUUCCAUGUUGAAUAUCUAUGCCAUUUAUGAAAUGGCUAAAGAUGGUGUUACUGGUUAA